Messenger RNA from Pocillopora meandrina, 2486 nucleotides. NCBI's taxonomy places the organism in Eukaryota, Metazoa, Cnidaria, Anthozoa, Scleractinia, Pocilloporidae. The record is from the annotation of a GenBank genome assembly.
UAAUUAUUUCAUCCAAAAUGGCGGCGAACUUUUGGCUUUCUUCGCACUGCAAUCAAUGGCUCCUUGAUCGUGAAGAAAUCGAACUAGAAAGGCAACGAGACUACCAAAACCUUAAAGAUGACGACUACAAGAAGAUACAAAUCUUUUUUAUCAACUUUAUGCAAGCUUUAGGCGAACAUUUGAAGCUACGACAACAAGUAAUUGCAACUGCCUCUUUGUACUACAAAAGAUUUUAUGCCAGAAAUUCUUUGAAGAGUAUUGAUCCGCUUCUUAUGGCUCCGACGUGUAUGUACUUAGCUCACAAGACGGAGGAGUGUGGUGUGAUAUCUAACAGUCGUUUCAAUGCAGCUUGUAACGCCGUUGUGAAGAACAAAUUCUCCUUCGCUUUUCCCGGGGAUCAGUUUCCGUACAGGAUGACGCAGGUAGAGUAUGUUUUCAUCCUAUCUUUCCAUCUUGAUGAGCUGUAAAUUCGUGUAUGCUUCGCUUUUUAAGUUUAGGCAGAAACAAUCCUAUCAAUCAUCCCUGCAUGAAAAGAUGCUUACUGAACUACACCGAAUACAAGAUAAUCUAUACCCACUAUAUAUAUUGGUUUAAUAAAGUACAUAAGAUAGGUUUAAACGUAUUUUUCAGCAAGAAGUAACAUUGAAUGCUAUCUCGUAUUCCGAGAACAGAUCAUUUAUCAGUAAAAGACAUUUAAGUUUUAUUGUGAAAGAAGUCACCAUUUAUCAACAGUACAAGCUGCAAGGAAAGGCAAAGAAGAACGUUUGCAGGCAUGAACAUGUUAUGGAUCUAACUUAGAGUCAUUUCAGCAGUUAAAAUGGCUCUAAGAGGGCCCCAAAACAUAUUUAUGUCCAAGAAUAAUAACCCUUUAACUCCCAGAAGUGAUUAACAUGUAAUUUCCUCCUAUAGUAUCUAAACAUCAUCCAAACUUAUCAACUAGAAGUGGUUAUCUUGAUCUAGCACCAAAUUCUUAUAACUUAUUAGCAAGGAAAUGUGUUGCAGCUAGAGGGGAGAAUAAAAAAUCAGAUCGUGGGAGUUAAAGGGUUAUUAACUGAAAUUCUGUUAUCAUCACUCUGGGGGGGGCAUUGAGAAAAUAAACUGAAAAAAUGGCACAAAACAAUCUGAACAAUAAUACAAGCAUGCAAGGCAGAUACAAUACAUUGUAGCCUGCUAAAAUAUCCAUUGUAGCCUGCAAAAUCUGCCCUAAUGCCCAACAAAAUGAUGAUAAUAUUCAUCAAUCUAAUCUGUUUAAACAGUUCAUGUAUGUGGCUGUUACAGUGGGAGUGACUAAUGUCAAAUUCACUAGUUGUGGACAACAAGUAAGGAAACACAUUGGUGUGGAUAUCAUCCAAAACCCACCCUAACUCCUGUUUUGUGUUUGAAACAAAAACAUGGUGGACUUAUAAGUAGAUAUACGAGAGGAAUAAGUUUAGCAAUAAGAGUAAAAGCAAAAGAGAUAACCUCUUUGGUAAUUUUUUUUUCUUGAAACUGUAAAUUGAGAAACAUUUGGGCAAGAGGGGUUGCAUUUGGCAGUUUUACAAGAGGCAUAAUAUGCAAAGACCAUUAUUUAUACUGUAAAAUUUGUUACUUGAAAAGUGUUCCCACUUCCCUUAAAAAUACUUGAUAUCCUUAUCUUUGUUUUCCUUUUAAAAAUGUUUCAUCUGUUAAAACUUUUUCCUGAAGCAUCUCUGGGAGCCUGAAUGUUAAAUCCCAAAUCAGAUAGUGGUGCCCAUAACCAGUCCAACUUAUCACAGUACAAACUGGGGUCUGUAAUUGUUUCCAUGCCAUUCCUGGUAAUGCAGGAAAAAGAAAAUAGGAAAAAAUAAAAUAAGUUAUUCCCUGGACUAGGUCAAUCCACAUGGGAAAAAACUGUGACCUUGGUCUCUAGUAUGGCAAUAAGCCUUAGGUUCUACCCAAGACCUCAGGCACAGUUUUUUCAGUAUACAAACCUCCCACCCAGGAAAUGACAUAUAUAUCUUCCAGAGAUUGCAAAUGUAAUUUGGUCAAGCAGAAUCUCUUUACUGAUUUCAUUUGUUUGCUUGCAGGUUCUUGAGUGUGAAUUUUUCUUGCUUGAGAUGAUGGACUGUUGUUUGAUUGUGUACCAUCCUUACAGACCUCUUACUCAGUAUGUUGCUGAUCUUGGGAUGGAAGAUGCAAUCCUGCCAAUUGCAUGGCGCAUUUUGAAUGAUAGUUUGCGAACAGAUGUCUCUCUCAUCUAUCCCCCUUACCAGAUUGCAUUGGCUGCCAUUUAUAUGGCUUGUGUCAUUCAACAGAAAGAUUCCAAGCAGUGGUUUGCGGAGCUAUCUGUUGAUAUGGACAAAGUACUGGAAAUCACACAGGAAAUCUUGCAGCUGUAUGAACUGUAUAAGAGUUACGAUGAAAGAGCUGAAAUCUCUGCAGUACUAAGCCGAGCCCCGAGACCCAAAGUCAGGCCAACAUCUGCUACACCCGGCCAGACUCCAUCUCCUGUGCCACCAGAAUCCUGA